AAAUGGUGACGUCACAAUAAGAGCAAGCAGCAUGUUCCUGCUGGGGUUCAGUCUGCUGUACAGUCUGGAUUUUUGAAGACAACAUAAAGCUCAAGAUGCUGAUCUGCUCUUCCUGUCUGAGAUUCAAGUGUUGCAUGAUAUUUCUGCUCUGCACUUGGCUAAGGACCAGGCUCCUGAUCUCUUCUCCCUGGAGCUUGCCGGUAUGGAGGAACUCUCCCGGCGCUACGGCACAGAUUCCCCUCAGUUCAAGGACGCUCGUGAGAUUCUGGUUGCCGCACUGCAGAAGUUUGCUGAUGACGUCUACGGCGUUUAUGGCAGCAAUGCAGUGGUGGAGGUGGUGACGGUGAAGACGUUCGAGACGCCGCUGAGCAGGAAGACGCGCUCCAUCCUGGAGGCUAAGCAGAUGAGUAACCCAGGAAGCCCCUACAAUCUGGCCUACAAGUACAACUUCGAGUACGCCGUAGUGUUUAACAUCGUGCUGUGGCUCAUGAUCCUGUUGGCUCUCGCCGUCAUCGUCAUCUCCUACAACCUGUGGAACAUGGACCCAGGCUACGACAGCAUCAUCUACAGGAUGACCAAUCAGAAGAUCCGCAUGGAUUAACCGUGCAUUCCGACGCAUUGUUACUGUUGUCUGCUGCGUGUGUGUGUGUGUGUGUGUGUGUGUGUGUGUGUGUGUGUGUGUGCAGGUUUCUCAAUUCCAUACAUUCAGAGUUUGUGUAUAUAGCUCAAAAAUGUUGCUUUGUGAAUAUGUAGCAAGGAUGAUGAAUAUUUAUUGAUGCUUGUUGUUUUGUCGGAAAAUCGAAGCGAAUAUAUAUGUAUAUAAACUGUGGGUGAACGAACGAACGGGAACCUGUGUGUUUAUCGGCGAGCGAGUGCGAAAUCGUCACGUUAGUGUUGUGAUCACGUGCGGUGCUGUGUGUCAUGAUCCUGAUUGAGCUUCAUGUUGAAUCAUCUGUAUUUAUUGUGGUUUUUGUUUUGUUUUUAUUCCUAAUGCACUGGAUCCUAAUAUCUGGUACUGAUGUGUAAGGGUGGGGCGACGUACAAGUGUUGUAAAUUUCACAGAGGUGUUACGGAGUAAUGGAGUAAUGACAUUCUACAUAGUUUCUUUCAUCCUCUUGUGUGUUCACCUGAAACUCGUUUUCUGCCGUCCAUCGUACCAUUGAACGUUAGCUGAAAAAAGUGAGAAAUGAGAAAUGUGAAAGAGGACGUCGUCUCUGUGCAGUUCGCUUAUUACUUAAUAAAGUCUUCAGUCACAGUCA
Tachysurus vachellii is the source of this 1259-nucleotide messenger RNA. Its product is annotated as renin receptor-like. The record is from RefSeq and is a predicted model, not a curated record. The transcript is spliced from 5 exons. Gene Ontology annotation, biological process: positive regulation of Wnt signaling pathway. Gene Ontology annotation, molecular function: signaling receptor activity. Gene Ontology annotation, cellular component: membrane; external side of plasma membrane. NCBI's taxonomy places the organism in Eukaryota, Metazoa, Chordata, Actinopteri, Siluriformes, Bagridae. Bases 203 to 601 code for a protein of 132 amino acids.